AUGCUAACUGGGAAGUUCAAAGAAGGCUCUUCUUUGGCUUCGCCCAAGGCCCUCGAGCAGCAGCAGCAGCAGCAGCAGCAGCAAGUGCUGGAGCUUCCUUUGACGGGAAUCUCAGAAAGUGCUCUGCUGAAUUUGCUGCAGUGCAUUCACACUGACACCUGCGAGGCCCUUUCUGGCAAGCAGUCCUCCAUGGACUUGUGUCUCGAACUUCUCGUUGCUGCAGACCUAUAUGACGUGCCAAGCGUGUACUGGCGCUGCGUAGAGACUGCGCGGCGUCUUCUUACAAAGGCAAAUUUCACAGCAGCAAUUUUAACUGCCCAGCGCAUCAGCUGCUCCCCCCUCAUGCAGUCGGUCAAAGAGUUUGCCAACAGCUUGCCGGGGGCUGUUGUCGCCCAGCGGAUGCUGCGCGCCUUUGAGACAGUGGAGUCCAGGAAGAGGCCGCAGCCGCAGCAGCAGCAGCAGCAGCAGCAGCACAAGCAGAAGAGGCAGCAGGUGACCCCCAUCGCAGAAACGCAGCAGCAGCAGCAGCAGCAGCAGCAGCCGCCGCCGCUCGCGCUGCACCAACUGGAGGAGGAAGACCUUGAGGCGCCUGCGGCCUGUGUUUUUCCUUUGGAAGCUGCAGCAACAGAUGGAGCAGCAGCUGCAGCAGCAGCAGCAGCAGCAGCACCAACCCCGCCGCUGUCACCUGCCGAAGCAUCAGACUCUUCCCUAUCUGACUCAGAGAUCUGUCUGCCCGAGUCUGUGGCUGCUGCAGCAGAACCAGCAGCAGCAGCUGCAACACAGCCAGCAGCAGCAGCAGCAGCAGAACCAGCAGCACCAGCAGCUACAGUGGGAGGCGCAGCAGCAACAGAGUCACCAGCCGCAGAGGCAGCUGCAGCGCCAACUGCAGCAGCAGCAUUUUCUGCAGCGACAGCAACAGCAACAGCAGCAGCGGCGACCGCAGCUCAAGAUCUGCAGCUUAGUGCUAUACAAGACUACGAAGCGCCAGCAGCAGCAACAGCAGCAGCAGCUGCUGCUGCUGCAACAGCAGCAGCAGCAUCAGCUGCAACGCCAGCAGUAGCAACACCUCUACAAAAAUGUGUGCUGCAGCGGCUGCUGGUGCUGCUGAUGCUGGUACUUCUGCUGUCAGCAGCAACAGCAGCAGCUCCCACAGAAACUGCCAAUGCAGCGAAAAGCCUGCUGCGGCUUGUGGGGCAGGCAGUCCCUGCAGCACGGGCAGCAGCAGCAGCAGCAGCAGCAGCAGCGGGGAUAGCCGCGGCAGCAGCAGCAGCCGCAGCAGCAGCAGCAGCAACAGCCCCUGCAGCAAAAUCACCUUGA
Messenger RNA from Eimeria tenella, 1317 nucleotides. RefSeq lists its product as uncharacterized. Lineage: Eukaryota; Apicomplexa; Conoidasida; Eucoccidiorida; Eimeriidae. The transcript is spliced from 5 exons. The record is from RefSeq and is a predicted model, not a curated record. Bases 1 to 1317 code for a protein of 438 amino acids.